ACAUGUGGUGACAUGGUUGCUUUAUGUACCCUGGGACACCCUUCUGACCUGUGUACUACUCAGCACGUGUGUGUGCGUCCAUAUGUUCUCCUGACGUCUCAAGUCUGUAAUCUCAUUCUGUCAGAAGGAGUUUAACACACGCAGCCAGUUGUGCAUUUCUGCUGAGCAUCGCUCACACAACCUUACAACAAACACACACACUGCUGUAAUAGACUUGAAAUCCAGACCUGAAAUCAUGGAGGUUGUUGCAUGUUCCAUGGGCAGCAGCACUAGCAGUCUCUACAGUGCCCUGGCUAAGACCGUCAGCAGACCUGCUCUCCCUCACCCGUGUGACUCCACUUACAAUCCAGGUAACGAUCUGGAUCUGGAUCAAGACCCAGCGGACCCUUUGGAGCUGCUGCGGGAAUGUAGAGAGGUUUUGAGAAACCGGCCAGCCCAGCUGCAGAGAGCUUUCGUUCAGACCGGGCAUGGAGACGCCAGGCAGACGAUCAGAAUUAUGCAGUGGAAUGUACUUGCACAAGCAUUAGGUGAAGGCAUGGACAGUUUUGUGCAGUGCCCCAUGGAUGCUCUGAACUGGGCUGAAAGGAAGUAUCUGAUCCUGCAGGAGAUCCUAACCUACAGACCUGACAUCAUUUGCCUACAGGAAGUUGAUCACUACUUUGACAUGUUUCAGCCUGUCCUGGCAAGUUUGGGCUACCAGAGCAGUUUCUGCCCCAAACCGUGGUCUCCAUGUCUGGAUGUGGAGAACAACAACGGCCCAGACGGCUGUGCUCUGUUCUUCAAUCACAAACGCUUCCAGUCACUUAACACAACACACUUACGACUGUCCGCCAUGAUGUUGAAGACCAAUCAGGUGGCGAUCAUCACCACUCUACGCUGCCGAGCAACAGAACGUGCGUUUUGUGUCGCAGUGACGCACCUGAAGGCACGGAGUGGUUGGGAGGUCCUACGCAGCGCUCAGGGCUCGGAUCUGCUACGGAACCUACGAAACGUUGCACAGAGAAUCGAGACCGAAGAAAAAACAGAUACCGACGUACCUCUGAUCGUAUGUGGAGAUUUUAAUGCGGAGUCGUCAGAAGACGUCUAUAGGAAUUUCGCAACAUCUAGUCUGGGAUUGGACAGUGCGUAUAAGCUUUGA
Molecule: messenger RNA, 1138 nt
Organism: Sinocyclocheilus grahami
Lineage: Eukaryota; Metazoa; Chordata; Actinopteri; Cypriniformes; Cyprinidae
Product: nocturnin-like
Exons: 3
Coding region: 236-1138 (300 amino acids)
Molecular function (GO): 3'-5'-RNA exonuclease activity
Source: RefSeq, a predicted model, not a curated record